Messenger RNA from Pogona vitticeps (central bearded dragon), 1134 nucleotides. The record is from RefSeq and is a predicted model, not a curated record. Lineage: Eukaryota; Metazoa; Chordata; Lepidosauria; Squamata; Agamidae.
AUCAUUCAGACCAAGAGAACCGCUAUGAAGAGCCAGCAGAUCCUCCGGCUCAUCCAAUGCAUCACUGCCACAAUUACACAAAGGCGGAUGAGAACAGAAAGCAGGAACGACGUCAAGCCAAGCGGAGGCUUUAUGUUGCCUCAGUAAUCUCUUUUAUCUUCAUGAUUGCUGAAAUCAUAGGUGGCCACAUUGCGGGAAGCCUCGCCGUGAUGACAGACGCCGCUCACGUCUUGGUUGACUUGAUGAGUUUCCUCAUCAGCAUUUUUUCUCUGUGGUUAUCAUCAAAACCGCCCAGUAAGAGAUUAACAUAUGGAUGGCAAAGAGCAGAAAUUCUUGGAGCUUUCCUCUCGGUGAUCUUCAUUUGGCUGGUGACUGCUGUGUUGACAUAUUUAUCCAUCCUGAGGCUGCUGCACCCAGAUUAUAAAAUCGAAGGCACAGUCAUGCUCAUUACAUCUGGCUGUGCUGUGAUAGCCAACAUAAUAAAACAGUUCAGUCCAGAACUUAAAAUAGCUGACCCAAUCUGCACUUUUGUAUUUUCCAUAUUCGUUCUGGCAACCACCCUGCCUAUUUUACGAGACCUUUUACACGUGUUGAUGGAAGGGAUGCCAAGAGGACUUAGCUAUGAUGAAGUGAAAGGAAGAAUUCUAAUAAUGGAUAAAGUAGAGUCUGUCCACAGCCUUCAUGUUUGGUCUCUGACAAUGAGCCAAAUGGUCCUUUCAGCUCAUAUUGUCACAGUGGCGAAUGCAGACAAGCAGAACACUUUGAAUGAAAUUACUGAACUUCUAUUUGACACAUACAGUUUUCACACAGUUACUCUUCAGAUUGAAUCCAAAGCAGACCAGAAACCAGACUGCAUCUUCUGUCAAGACCCAAGAGAUUAAGUUUAUCAGGAAUCUGUUAAGCAACAGUUAUUUAAUGAGCUGAUUGUCACCAGACAUGGUGAAGAAAUAACGAUUUCUUGAACAUCCAACCAAAGUGAACUGGAAACAAGGAAGAUUUAUAAAUACUGCAUUAUGUUCCUUUUCAUGUGUCCUGGUGACAGUUAUAAUUUUUACCCAUAUCUAUAUUCCAUUCCAGUUUUGUAUUUCGCUCUGAUUUGUUUUUACAAGAUGAAACAAUCACUAUGAAAGUUUG